AUGGAAAAAGAGAAGUCCACAUCGGUAGAUGAUACUAUUAUGCAUGUCGAACGUUCAGAUGAUAUUCGACGAGGAUCUACCACAUCCGCCCACCUACAAACCCAGGAACCGGUUUGGAAGACACGACGUACGUACACGAAGAGCGGAAUUGGUGGAAUCUUCACCUCUCGAUAUGUCUUCAUGUGUGCUUUGUUUGCUACCCUUGGUGGUAUGCUCUUUGGUUACGACCAGGGUGUAGUAUCCAUCACCCUAGUCAUGCCACAGUUCCUUGAACAGUUCCCCGAUAUCGCGGAGACCGCUCCAGGCUCUGGUUUUAAGAAAGGCCUUAUGACUGCUAUUCUGGAACUUGGAGCUUUUGUUGGUGCCAUGAACCAAGGAUGGCUUGCUGACAAGAUCUCUCGCAAAUGGAGUAUCUUCACCGCUGGAGUUAUCUUCUUGAUCGGUGCAGCUUUGCAGACUGGAGCCAUCUCGUUUGCUAUGCUGACCGUUGCACGAUUCAUCGGAGGUAUUGGUGUUGGAAUGCUUGCAAUGGUGGCGCCGCUCUAUAUCUCUGAAAUUUCACCCCCCGAGAUCCGAGGAACACUGCUAGUCCUUCAAGAACUUUGCAUCGUGGUCGGCAUCGUGAUCGCCUUCUACAUUACCUAUGGCACGCGCCACCUCGCCGGGCACUGGGCAUGGCGUCUUCCAUUCUUGAUUCAGAUGCUUCCCGCACUCAUCAUGUGCUCUGGUAUCUUUAUGCUUCCUUAUUCUCCUCGCUGGCUAUGUCAAAAGGGGGCGAGUGGAAGAAUCCGUCAGCUACCCACCACCGACGAGCGGGUGUUGGAAGAAUGGAACGAUAUCCGGGCUGAAUGCGCAUACCGUGAGGAGCUGUCUGUAGAGAAACAUCCACUCCUUUCCCAGCCGGGGAGAUGGAAUGCCAUCAAGCUGCAGAUCUCGCUCUAUGUUGACUGCUGGAAAAUGCCAAUCUACAAACGAACCCAGGUGGCCGUGGGUCUGAUGUUUUUCCAACAAUUUGUCGGCAUCAAUGCCCUUAUCUAUUACUCACCAACCCUUUUCAAGACCAUGGGCCUGGACUAUGAGAUGCAACUGACUCUCUCCGGUGUCAUGAACAUCUGCCAGGUUGUUGGCUGUAUCUGGUCUUUAUGGGGUAUGGAUCGAUUUGGUCGCCGCAAACUUCUCCUAUGGGGUUCAGUGUGCAUGUUCGUCUCCCAUUUCAUUAUCGCCGUCCUGGUUGGCAAGUAUGAUGGGCAGUGGCCUACUCAUAAAGCGGCUGGAUGGGCCAGUGCAGGCUUCCUCCUUUUCUUCAUGUUAACCUUCGGAGGCACCUGGGGCCCUAUUCCCUGGGCAAUGCCUGCGGAGAUUUUCCCAUCCUCGCUCCGUGCCAAGGGAUGCGCCUUUGGCACGAUGUCUAACUGGGGCAACAACUUCAUCAUCGGAUUGGUCACGCCUCCAAUGAUUCAAAACAUCAAGUUUGGCACCUACAUUUUCUUUUGCUGCUUCUGCGCCCUUUCCUUCGUGUGGGUUUACUUCCUUGUUCCAGAGACCAACGGUCGUACCCUGGAACAAAUGGACUCGGUGUUUAAUGAUAAAACAACUGCUCAGGAGACACAAAGACGGGCAGCAAUCAUGGCUCGACUUACAGGGGAACAUGAUUCUGAGGGAUCGCCCUAG
Messenger RNA from Penicillium soppii, 1671 nucleotides. RefSeq lists its product as uncharacterized. The coding region runs from base 1 to 1671 and encodes 556 amino acids. Gene Ontology annotation, molecular function: carbohydrate:proton symporter activity. Gene Ontology annotation, cellular component: membrane. The record is from RefSeq and is a predicted model, not a curated record. Gene Ontology annotation, biological process: transmembrane transport; carbohydrate transport. Lineage: Eukaryota; Fungi; Ascomycota; Eurotiomycetes; Eurotiales; Aspergillaceae. The transcript has 6 exons.